Taeniopygia guttata (zebra finch) is the source of this 4407-nucleotide messenger RNA. The record is from RefSeq and is a predicted model, not a curated record. NCBI's taxonomy places the organism in Eukaryota, Metazoa, Chordata, Aves, Passeriformes, Estrildidae.
CCCCUGAUAUCCCCCCAAAACCCCGUGCUUCCCCCCCAAACCCCUCUCCCCAUCCCCCUCCCCGGCCACGCCGUGGCGGUGGCGGCGUCGGGCGGCAAAGACUCGGCAGUCCUGGCACACAUUUUGGCGCGGCUGAACCGGCGGCACCGGCUGGGGCUGCGCUUGGCUCUGCUCGCCGUGGACGAGGGGAUCUCCGGUUACCGGGACGAGGCGCUGCGGGUGCUCCGCGCCGCCGGGGCGGCUCUGCCGCUGCCGCUGGCCGUGAUCCGGCACCGGGAGCUCUUCGGGUGGGACCUGGACCAGCUCGGGCCGGCGCUGGGCCGGCGCAGCCGCUGCACCGUCUGCGGCGUCUUCCGGCGCGCCGCCAUGGAGAGGGCGGCCAGGGAGAUGGGGGCGGACUGGAUUGCUACUGGCCACAACGCGGACGACGUGGCCGAGACGGUUCUGAUGAAUUUCCUGCGCGGGGACGUCGCCCGACUGCGGCGCGCGGCCAACGAGGCCUGGGGGGCCACCAACGGGCCCUGGUGGGCCACCAACGAGGUCACCAUGGCCACCAACGCCGGCGGGGUCACCAACGAGGUCACCGAGGCCACCAACGAGGUCACCAUGGCCACCAAUGAGGUCACCAUGGCCACCAACGAGGUCACCGAGGCCACCAACGAGGUCACCAUGGCCACCAAUGAGGUCACCAUGGCCACCAACGAGGUCACCGAGGCCACCAACGAGGUCACCAUGGCCACCAAUGAGGUCACCGAGGCCACCAACGAGGUCACCGUGGUCAACGAGGUCACCAUGGCCACCAAUGAGGUCACCGUGGCCACCAAUGAGGUCACCGUGGUCACCAACAGGAUGGUGGCCACCAACGGGAUGGUGGCCACCAACGACGUCUUGGAGGCCAACAACGGCGCCAUGGCCACCAAUGAGGUCAUGGUGGCCACUGAUGAGGUCACCAUGGCCACCGACGAGGUCUUGGAGGCCACCAAUGGCGACGGGGUCACCAACGAGGUCAGCGCGGCCACCAACGAGGUCACCAACAGGAUGGUGGCCACCGAUGAGGUCACUGUGGCCACCAACGAGGUCACCGAGGCCACCAAUGAGGCCACCAUGGUCACCAAUGAGGUCACCGUGGACACCAACAGGAUGGUGGCCACCAACGAGGUCACCGUGGCCACCAAUGAGGUCACCGUGGACACCAACAGGAUGGUGGCCACCAACGAGGUCAUGGUGGCCACCAAUGGUGCCGUGGCCACCAAUGAGGUUAUCGUGGACACCAACGCCAACGGGGUCACCAAUGAGGUCACUGUGGCCACCAACAGGAUGGUGGCCACCAACAACGUCUUGGAGGCCACCAAUGGUGCUGUGGCCACCAAUGAGGUCACUGUGGCCACUGAUGGUGCCAUGGCCACCAAUAAAGUCAUGGUGGCCACCAAUGAGGUCAUGGUGGCCACCAAUGAGGUCACCGAGGCCACCAACGAGGUCACCGAGGCCACCAACGAGGUCAUCGUGGACACCAACGAGGUCGCUGUGGCCAUCAAUGAGGUCACUGUGGACACCAAUGAGGUCACCGUGGCCACCAACGGGGUCACCAACGAGGUCACCGUGGCCACCAAUGAGGUCACCAUGGCCACCAACGCCAACGAGGUCACCACGGCCACCAGCGAGGUCACUGUGGCCACCAACGACAUCACCAUGGCCACCAACAGGAUGGUGGCCACCAAUGAGGUCACUGAGGCCACCAACAGGAUGGUGGCCACCAACAACGUCUUGGAGGCCACCAAUGAGGUCGCUGUGGCCACCAAUGAGGUCACUAUGGACACCAACAGGAUGGUGGCCACCAACAAUGUCUUGGAGGCCACCAAUGGUGCCGUGGCCACCAAUGAGGUCACUGUGGCCACCAACAAGGUCACUGUGGCCACCAACGAGAUCUUGGGGACCACCAAUGAGGUCAUGGUGGUCACCAAUGAGGUCACCGUGGCCACCAAAGAGGUCACCAUGGCCACUAAUGAGGUCACUGUGGCCACCAACGAGGUCACUGUGGCCAGCAACGUCAAUGGGGCCACCAAUGAGGUCACCAUGGACAUCAACGGGAUGGUGGCCACCGACCAGGUCAGCGUGGCCACCAACGACAUCACCAUGACCACCAAUGAGGUCACUGUGGCCACCAAUGAGGUCACUGUGGCCACCAAUGAGGUCACCAUGGCCAACAACGAGGUCGCUGUGGCCACCGAUGAGGUCACCAUGGCCACCAAUGAGGUCACCAUGGACACCAACGGGAUGGUGGCCACCAAUGAGGUCAUGGUGGUCACCAACGAGGUCAACGAGGCCACCGAUGGGAUGGUGGCCACCAACGAGGUCACCGAGGUCACCAAUGAGGUCACCAUGGCCACCAACAGGAUGGUGGCCACCAACGAGGUUGCCAUGGCCACCAAUGCCAACGGGGUCACCAAUGAGGUCAUCGUGGACACCAACAGGAUGGUGGCCACCAACGGGAUGGUGGCCACCAAUGAGGUCACCGAGGCCACCAAUGAGGUCACUGUGGCCACCAAUGAGGUCAGUGUGGUCACCGACGAGGUCACCGUGGUCACCAACAACGUCUUGGAGGCCACCAAUGGUGCCGUGGCCACCAAUGAGGUCACUGUGGCCACUGAUGGCGCCGUGGCCACCAAUGAGGUCACCGUGGCCACCAACGAGGUCACUGUGGCCACCAAUGAGGUCACAGUGGCCACUGAUGAGGUCACCAUGGCCGCCGACGGCACCGUGGCCACCAAUGAGGUCACCGUGGCCACCAAGAACCCAACGGAACCCAACGAGAACCCAACAAAACUCAACAAGAACCCAACAAAACCCAACGAGAACCCAACAGAACCCAAUGAGGAAUCAACGGAACCCAACAAAAACUCAACCAAACCCAAUGAAAACUCAACGAAACCCAACGAGAACCCAACAAAACCCAACGAGAACCCAACAAAACCCACCAAGAACCCAACAGAACCCAACGAGAACUCAACGGAACUCAAUGAGAACCCAACAAAACCCAACCAGAACUCAACAAAACCCAAAGAGAACCCAACAGAACCCAAUGAGAACUCAACGGAACCCAACGAGAACCCAACAAAACCCAACGGGAACUCAACGAAACCCAACAAGAACUCAAACAAGCCCAAUGAGAACCCAACAAAACCCGAUGGGAACUCAACAAAACCCAACGAGAACCCAAUGGAACCCAAUGAGAACUCAAUGGAACCCAACGAGAACUCAACAAAACCCAAUGAGAACCCAAUGGAACCCAACAAAAACUCAACGAAACCAAACGAGAACCCAACACAACCCAACGAGAACCCAACGAAACCCACCAAGAACCCAACAAAACCCAUCAAAAACUCAACAGAACCCAACGAAAACUCAACAAAACCCAACGAAAACCCAACAAAACCCAACCAAAACCCAACAAAACUCAAUGAGAACCCAACAAAACCCAACGAGAUCCCAACAAAACUCAACGAAAAUUCAACAAAACCCAAUGAGAACCCAACCAAACCCACCAAGACCCCAACAAAACCCACCAAGAACCCAAUGAAACCCACCAAGAACCCAACGGAACCCAAUGAAAACUCAACAAAACUCAACAAGAACCCAAAGAAACCCAACGAAAACCCAACAAAACCCAAUGAGAUCCCAACAAAACCCAACGAAAACUCAACGCAACCCAAUGAGAACCCAACGGAACCCACCAAGAACCCAACCAAACCCACCAAGAACCCAACGAAACCCAACGAGAACCCAAUGAGAGCCUGGGAAAAUUUAAUGGAACCCAACAAGAACCCAACCAAACCCACCAAGACCCCAACCAAACCCACCAAAACAUCACCAAAACCCACCAAGACCCCAACCAAACCCACCAAAAACCCAACCAAACCCACCAAAACAUCACCAAAACCCACCAAGACCCCACCGCUCCCCAAGGCGCCCUCGGGGAAACCCAACCCGGCCUCUCCGUGGCCAACGGUGCCGCGGCUGAAGCCGCUGCGCCACGCGGCGCAGAAGGAGAUCGUCCUCUACGCGCAUUUCCUGGGGCUGCCCUACGCCAGCGCCGAGUGCCGGCACGCGCCGCUGGCGUUCCGCGGCCACCCGCGGGCGCUGCUGAAGGACCUGGAGGCCGCCCGGCCGGCCGCCGUGGCCGCGUUGGCGCAUUCGGGCCGGCGGUUGGCGCUGGGCGCGGCGCCGGGCGCGGGGGCGGCGCCGGGGGCGUGCCGGAGUUGCGGCGGCGCCGCCAGCGGGGAGAUGUGCAUGGCGUGCGUGCUGGUGGCCGCGCUGGAGCGAGGGCGGCCGCGGGUGGCGUUGGGCAAGCGCGGCAUGAGGGUGGGCAACGAGGGCGGGUGGUGGGAUGGGGGGGGUGGGCACCAAGAU